AAUAAAACCCCCACGUUGAUCGUCAUCUUUCUAGAACCCUCUUUUCUUCCCCUUAAACCCCUUGAGGGUUUUCAGUUUUUUCAACACUCAAGUAGCGAAAUAUUCAUAGUUAUCGUGAUAGCCUGAAAUAUCUCUAUUGCUACCUAACUGCAAGUCUGCAGCUCUUCUUCUAUCUGUUUAGGGCUUAAUGGCUCCAGUUCUAAGCAGAAGCUUAGCAACUGCUACUUUGGUUUCUAUUCCCUCUUCUACACCCUUUUCACUUAAACAGCCCAAUAACAAGUCAUUUAAUCUAAGAACUCGUUCUUUUCUGCAAAACAACGGUCUGAGGAAAGGAUUCUCUUGUGCUGGCCUCAAAUGGAAAGUUGAGAAGCGAAAUAAUCGGAUUGCUGUCCGCUGCGAGGCGGCCGUCGCUGAGAAAGAGGCCGCAGAUGUAUCUGGUGAGAAAUUCGAGUAUCAAGCUGAGGUUAGCCGCCUGUUGGAUUUGAUCGUUCAUAGUCUAUACAGCCAUAAGGAAGUAUUCCUCAGGGAGCUUGUGAGCAAUGCAAGUGAUGCUUUGGAUAAAUUGAGAUUCUUGAGUGUGACUGAGCCAUCUUUGCUUGGAGAUGCUGGUGACCUGGAGAUUCGUAUAAAACCUGAUCCAGAGAAUGGGAUCAUUACUAUAACAGAUACUGGUAUUGGAAUGACAAAAGAAGAGCUCAUUGACUGUCUUGGAACUAUUGCGCAGAGUGGCACAUCAAAAUUCCUGAAGGCUCUUAAGGAAAACCAAGAUCUUGGUGCAGACAAUGGCUUGAUCGGUCAAUUUGGUGUUGGGUUCUAUUCUGCCUUUCUUGUGGCUGAGAAGGUUGUUGUGUCUACAAAGAGUCCAAGGUCAGAUAAGCAGUAUGUCUGGGAAGCAGCAGCUGACAGUAGUUCAUAUGUGAUUAAGGAAGAAACUGAUCCUGAGAAGCUUCUGCGUCGAGGAACACAGAUUACUCUUUAUUUGAGGGAGGAUGAUAAAUAUGAAUUCUCGGAUCCAUCCAGGAUUCAGGGUUUGGUGAAGAACUACUCACAAUUUGUUUCUUUCCCCAUCUAUACAUGGCAAGAAAAAUCAAGGACUGUUGAGGUGGAAGAGGAGGAAGAACCAAAAGAAGGAGAAGAAGCCAAACCAGAGGACGAGAAGAAAAAGACAAAGAAAACUAAGACUGAGAAGUAUUGGGAUUGGGAGCUAGCCAAUGAAACAAAACCAAUAUGGAUGCGAAGUCCAAAGGAAGUUGAAAAGGAUGAGUACAAUGAGUUCUACAAGAAAACAUUUAAUGAAUUCUUGGACCCGCUUGCAUAUACACACUUCACCACUGAGGGAGAGGUGGAGUUUAGGAGUGUUUUAUACAUACCUGGAAUGGGGCCUCUUAACAAUGAGGAGGUUGUAAAUCCAAAAACCAAGAAUAUACGUUUAUAUGUGAAGCGAGUAUUCAUCUCAGAUGAUUUUGAUGGAGAGCUGUUUCCACGAUACCUGAGCUUUGUGAAGGGCGUGGUCGACUCUGAUGAUCUUCCUCUUAAUGUAUCUCGAGAAAUCCUUCAAGAGAGUCGAAUUGUAAGGAUUAUGAGAAAGAGACUUGUUAGGAAAACAUUUGACAUGAUUCAAGAGCUAUCUGAAAGUGAAAAUAAGGAGGAUUACAAGAAAUUCUGGGAGAAUUUUGGCAGGUUUCUGAAAUUAGGAUGUAUUGAAGACACGGGUAACCACAAGCGUAUAACUCCAUUGCUGCGAUUCUACACUUCCAAAAGUGAGGACGAACUCACAACCUUGGAUGAGUAUAUCGAGAACAUGGGGGAAAACCAGAAGGCUAUCUAUUACUUGGCAACAGACAGCUUGAAAAGCGCAAAGAGUGCUCCAUUCUUGGAGAAGUUGGUUCAAAAAGGCAUUGAGGUUCUUUAUUUAAUUGAGCCCAUUGAUGAGGUUGCCAUCCAGAACCUGCAGACCUACAAAGAAAAGAAAUUUGUUGAUAUCAGCAAGGAAGAUCUAGAACUUGGAGAUGAGGAUGAGGUGACAGAAAGAGAAACUAAACAGGAAUACAUUCUCCUCUGUGACUGGAUAAAGCAGCAGCUUGGUGACAAGGUGGCUAAAGUGCAAGUAUCAAAGCGUCUAAGCUCAUCUCCCUGUGUGCUCGUUUCUGGCAAGUUUGGAUGGUCAGCCAAUAUGGAAAGGUUAAUGAAAGCACAAGCUCUUGGAGACACUGCUAGCUUGGAGUUCAUGAGAGGAAGGAGAAUACUGGAGAUUAAUCCAGAUCAUCCCAUUAUUGAAGACUUAAAUGCUGCAUGCAAGAAUGCACCUGAUAGUGGUGAUGCCAAAAGAGCUGUUGACCUCCUAUAUGACACGGCUUUGAUCUCCAGUGGAUUCUCGCCUGACAGCCCAGCUGAGUUGGGUAACAAGAUAUAUGAGAUGAUGACUAUGGCACUUGGAGGAAGAUGGGGUAGAUCUGAAGACGACGGGGCAGAGACAGUUGAGGAUAAUGCUGUGGAAUCUGAUGCCAAUGUUAAUGAAGCUGCAGAGCCUGAAGUAAUUGAACCAUCAGAAGUGAGGGCAGAGAGCGAUCCUUGGAACGACUAAAUGACAUUAUUUCAGUAAACCUUGAGGGAAAUAACGCAUCAAGAGGCAUAGGAGAGGUGUCUGAUUGCAGUGGAACAGAGUGCAAGGCGUGGAUAAAAUUUGCAGUGCGGAAGAGAACAUAGGCUUUCUGCUAAUGAUUUACAGCAUAGGAGAUUAAUUGGUAGAUGUUUGUCUAUGUCUAAACAAUUAGCAGAACUGUAGGCUUUCACUGCCCUUCUUGAAAUGCCAUUUUUUAUAAUAGCAGAACUGCCUAAAUUUUCCAAGCUUCACGUAAACCACUUUUGUCUUUUAAAAUUGUCGGGUGUAUGCUGUAAUUUUGGGGCCUUGCGUUUUUAUCAGAAACAAAGCUUGAAAGACUCGUUUGGCACCACAAAUUCAUUGUGAAACACAGCAAAUUAAUCCAUUUUUCUCGUGGAAACGAA
Jatropha curcas is the source of this 3006-nucleotide messenger RNA. It is a transcript of the gene CR88, whose product is annotated as Chaperone protein htpG family protein. Lineage: Eukaryota; Viridiplantae; Streptophyta; Magnoliopsida; Malpighiales; Euphorbiaceae. The record is from RefSeq and is a predicted model, not a curated record. Gene Ontology annotation, molecular function: ATP binding; ATP hydrolysis activity; ATP-dependent protein folding chaperone. Gene Ontology annotation, biological process: protein folding.